Molecule: messenger RNA, 3365 nt
Organism: Gadus macrocephalus (Pacific cod)
Lineage: Eukaryota; Metazoa; Chordata; Actinopteri; Gadiformes; Gadidae
Gene: ampd3a
Product: adenosine monophosphate deaminase 3a
Exons: 16
Coding region: 415-2760 (781 amino acids)
Biological process (GO): IMP salvage; AMP metabolic process
Cellular component (GO): cytosol
Molecular function (GO): AMP deaminase activity
Source: RefSeq, a predicted model, not a curated record
UUAAAGUCAAAUCCUGCAAAUAAAUGGUAAAGAUGGCAGACCAUAAAAAGCCAAAGAAUGUGCAUUUAUCAAGAAAAUAACAUUACAAGCCCCGGCUACGUUGUACAAAUAUAGGUUGCAAUGGUAAAAGUUUGUAAAAGCAGCUAAAUCGGUUUGGCUGGCUUUAGCAUCCUGUAGUUCAAGCAGCAGUGGGAAGGCAGAGAAAUUAAAGGGUUAAAGAUGAAGUGAUGAGCACUGCAGGGCUGCUAAAGGGCUAUCACAUUCUGUGGCCAUAACCGAGCCUGGAGGAGACGAAGGACUUACACACAGUUUAUAGCUAUUGUGGGAUGGUUUACGAUACACCACAUGCAGCAAGAAGAGAAGCUGAGUUAAUGAGAUUAGCUAUCUGGAAGACGGCUCUGGAAGCAGAGCAACAUGCUAAGAGGAAACAGCGCUCUUGUAAAGCAGAAGUCCAGUCCUUGCUUGGCGAAGGAUAUGCCUCGUCAGUUCCCUAAGAUCACCCUGAGUGAGGCCGAUGAGGAGGUGCGGCUGCUGGCCGAGAGGGUCUACGCUUCGGCCCUGAAGGAGGAGGGCAAUAAGGAUGUGAUAUCCAUGUUCACGGUCCCUGAGGAGGACUGUCCCAUCGGUUUCCGCCAAGCCAAGGAGAGGGAGCUGCUCAGGGAGCUGGCAGAGCAGCAUUCAGAGGAGAGCACCAAAAGGAAGAAGAGUUUCAAGAUGAUCCGUUCCCAGUCCAUGUCUUUGCAGGGCGUAGCCAAUCCAGAGUGGACGCGCUCACUGGGGGCCACGCCCUUUGUGUCCCCGAGCUCCACCUGCUCCUCUUUGCUAGAAGGCCUUCCGGAAUACCAGAGGGUCACCAUAAGUGGAGACUACUGUGCUGGGAUCACAGUGGAGGACUAUGAACAGGCGGCAAAGAGCCUCCUGAAGGCUCUGCGUAUUCGUGAGAAGUAUUCAAAACUAGCAUAUCACCGAUUUUUCCGAACCACGUCAAAGUACCUCCGCAGUACUGAGAACGAGCUAUGGACCGAGGAAGAUGAGGUCUUGCCGGAUGUCUGCCCAUGUCCAAGGAAUGGAGAGGAUCCCUACAGCAUGGAGAACAUCCCAGAGAAUCUGGGCUUUGAACUGAAAAUGAAAGAUGGGAUUGUGAACGUCUAUGACAAUCUUGAGGCUCUGAGGGAGAACAAACCUCGGAACCUCCCAUACCCAGACUUGGAGACUUUUGCGAUAGACCUAAGCCCCGUGUUGGCUAUGAUUGCAGAUGGACCCACGAAAACCUAUUGCCACAGACGACUAAACUUCCUAGGUUCAAAGUUCUACCUUCAUGAAAUGCUCAACGAAAUGGCAGAGCUCAAGGAACUGAAAGGAGUGCCGCACAGAGAUUUCUACAACGUCAGGAAGGUAGACACACACAUCCACGCCGCAGCAUGCAUGUCCCAGAAGCACCUGCUGGCCUUCAUCCAGACCACCUACAAGACGGAGGCCGAGCGAGUGGUGCUGGAGAAGGAUGGGCAGCAGAUGACUCUCAGGGAGGUCUUCCACAGCCUCAACAUGGACCCAUACGACCUCACCGUGGACUCCCUGGAUGUACACGCGGGGAGACAGACUUUCCACCGGUUUGACAAGUUCAAUUCCAAGUACAACCCAGUGGGAGCAAGUGAACUGCGGGAUAUCUACCUGAAAGCUGACAACUUAAUCCACGGAGAGUACUUUGCCCGGAUUGUAAAGGCAAUGGCCCACGAUCUAGAAGAGAGUAAGUACCAGCACGCAGAGCCCCGCCUGUCCAUUUACGGACGCUCUCCAGAUGAGUGGGACAGCUUGUCCAAGUGGUUUAUCGACCACAGAGUGCACUCUCCCAACAUGAGAUGGAUUAUUCAAGUGCCCAGAAUAUAUGAUAUUUUCAAGUCAAAGAAAUUGAUCCCAAACUUUGGAAAGAUGCUGGAGAACGUGUUCUUGCCUCUAUUUGAGGCCACUGUUAACCCUCAGAAGCACAAAGAGCUUCAUGUCUUCCUCAAAUAUGUCACUGGAUUUGACAGUGUGGACGAUGAGUCCAAACAUAGCGACCACCUGUUCUCUUACAAGAGCCCCAAGCCAGAGCAGUGGACCGCAGACAACAACCCGCCGUAUAGCUACUACCUCUUCCACAUGUACGCCAACAUCAUGGUUCUCAACAACCUUCGGAGAGAGCGCGGCAUGAGCACCUUCCAGUUCCGUCCACACUGCGGAGAAGCUGGCUCCAUCACUCAUCUGGUGUCUGCUUUUCUCACCGCUGACAACAUCUCACAUGGGCUCAACCUCAAGAAGAGCCCUGUGCUGCAGUACCUGUACUACUUGGCCCAGGUACCCAUCGCAAUGUCACCACUGAGCAACAACAGCCUCUUCCUGGAAUAUUCCAAAAAUCCUCUGAGAGAGUUUUUGCACAAGGGCCUCUGUGUCUCCUUGUCCACAGAUGACCCCAUGCAGUUCCACUACACCAAGGAGCCAUUGAUGGAAGAGUACGCCAUUGCGGCUCAGCUGUGGAAGCUCAGCACCUGUGAUGUGUGUGAGAUAGCAAGGAACAGUGUCCUGCAGAGUGGCCUCUCUCACCAGGAAAAGCAGCACUUCAUCGGAGGGAACUACUUGAAAGAUGGACAUGAAGGGAAUGACAUCCGCCGCACUAAUGUGGCCCAGAUCCGGUUGGCCUACAGACACGAGACACUGUGCAACGAACUCAGCUUCUUAGUAGAGGCUGUGAAGUCUGACGCCAUGAACUCAACGUCUGAGUGAAGUAUAUCCUCAACAGAGGAUCCCAGCAUGACUUGCCAAAGUGCUCAAUAUUUACCAGUUACUCAUACAUUUUUUCUGCAACAGCACUCAAAAGCUUUAAUGGCAGGGAAAUCCGAUAACAGGAUAUUAAAUGCAAUGCAUUGCUGAUUGUUUCAUAACCAUUAUCACUGAUGUUUCCACAGAUAGAGAUCCCAUCUGCAUAUAGCCAUCUCUGAUCAUUAACACUGACCUCUGUUAUCUGAACCUGGGCACAAUAUGUUUGGGUGCCCGUUCUCUUGCACAUAUCUUCUGUUGCAAACCAGGAUGAAUGACACUCUUAUUUACAAGAAAAUACCGGCUCUGCUAUUUGCAAUCUCCUAACUGUGGAGAACCCCCAGUGCAAUGUUCAUUAUCUGUAGAGAAUGGUAGAUUGACUUUAAAUACUAUGGAUAUGCAUAUAGAUGAUUUCCACAGACAUAGAGAUAUUUUAGUAAGGUUGAUGUGUUUUAUUAAGCCCUGUUUAUGAGGGUUGUCUUGACUCAGUAUUGUCAGUACUGCAAAUGAUGUUAAUAGAGUUGACGACCCGGUUUCAUUCAGUUUCACUGUAUAAAGUAUAAAAAUAUUUA